Messenger RNA from Protopterus annectens (West African lungfish), 1365 nucleotides. It is a transcript of the gene NPC2, whose product is annotated as NPC intracellular cholesterol transporter 2. The record is from RefSeq and is a predicted model, not a curated record. Bases 93 to 536 code for a protein of 147 amino acids. Gene Ontology annotation, molecular function: cholesterol binding. The transcript has 5 exons. Lineage: Eukaryota; Metazoa; Chordata; Ceratodontiformes; Protopteridae. Gene Ontology annotation, biological process: cholesterol efflux; intracellular cholesterol transport.
AGUGGUCCGAUGUUUCACAUGAUGUAAGGACAGUAGUUCCGGUACUGUAGCUAAGGAAGUUUAGUCCUGAGGAAACGAUAAAGAGAUUGAAAAUGACGUUUACAACAGCCUUCCUGCUGCUCCUGGCUGUGGUGUCUGUAGUACAAGCAGGGCCCUACAAGGACUGUGGUUCAAAAACUGGUGUUAUCAGUGAUGUGGAAAUCAGCUCCUGCACCAGUUUUCCCUGUGUACUUCGUAAAGGAGAGACAUAUGCAAUCAAUGUGACAUUUUCAAGCAAAGUUGAAAGCCAGAAAUGUAAUGCUAUCGUCCAUGGGAUUAUUGGCGGUCUUCCUAUUCCAUUUCCUAUUCCAGAGCCUGAUGGCUGCAAGUCAGGGAUCAGUUGUCCUGUAAAGUCUGGGAAUAACUAUAACUAUCUGACCAAAAUGGUAGUGAAGUCUGAAUAUCCCAGCCUCAAAUUGGUCGUGAAAUGGGAACUGAAAUCUGAUGAUUCUGAAGACUUAUUCUGCUGGGAAGUUGGUGCAGAGAUAGUUGGCUGAUGUGCAGUUGUUUUAACCUUGAAUAUGGUAUUUGUCAUUUUUGUUGACUGAAGAAGUGCUGCCUUCUGUAACUCUUGAAUCAUAAAAGUCUUUUUUGUAGUUGUCAUAUAUCCUGUUUUGACAUUGGCACCUUGAUUGUAAAAUAAAAAAAAAAAAAAAAUUAUCCCUUUUAAUUAGUGUAAAAUUUAAUACACCAUUUAGUUUUGAAAUUGUAUGUCAUAGUUUAUAACGGACCACAAAUUUUUGUUUACUUUUUGUAUUAUUUGGCAUUUUUGUGGGCACUUCACAUACUGGUAUGGCACUUUCCCCCUUAAGUCUUAUAGCACAGAAUUAAUGAGACAGUUUGUUGUCCUGACCAAUUCCUCUUUUCCUGUAGCAAGGACAGGACUCAGUUACGUGUUCAUUUUACUUCUCUGAUGUGGUUUGCACUCAGGAUUGCUAUACUACCAGAAAGACAAAAGCCCUGUUUUCUUCCUCAGUUACUAUUUAUGUGGUCAUUUACUUCCAUUAGCUUUGUGAGUUAUGGGGAGGAAUUCCUGAAGUAACCCCUGCCACUGGCUACUAUGUAGCCGAACCACACUGCUGUUGAAAUAAAAUAGUAAAAGGAAAACAAGCCAAGAUGCAUUUUUUUCAUUUUUCAGAGGCAGCAGAAAACAAUUUAUAUUGCCUGUAUGACAAGUGACAAAGUAAAACAGUUUUACAUUUUGUAAAGGUUGAUUAAACUUUCUUAGUGCCUGUCAUCAAACUUAACUUUUGGAAGCCUUACAUGUAACAAAUAAUUUUAAAUAAGCAUUUACAAUUUUCUUUUAAUAAACUGUUUAAAACAUCA